Messenger RNA from Zootermopsis nevadensis, 2956 nucleotides. RefSeq lists its product as uncharacterized. The record is from RefSeq and is a predicted model, not a curated record. NCBI's taxonomy places the organism in Eukaryota, Metazoa, Arthropoda, Insecta, Blattodea, Termopsidae.
AUACGGCGACGCAGAAAGCCAGCAACACUGUGUGACUGACCGCCAUCGUGAUCGGCAGCAUGUCGACGCGACGCUCCACUCUUUUGUUACUGGUGGCGAUCCUAGCGGCGCAUUUCACAACCACCACGUCUAGAGCCGUGAACAUCUCCAACACUUGGUUCCUGCCACAAGAGGGAUUCCCCGUCUUCUAUCGCUACUUUCAUGAUCGCAUCACGUGGUUUGAGGCCGACGCUGUGUGCCAGUUCCAUCAUGGCAACCUAGUCACAGUUGAUUCAAGCAAGCAGUACGAUGCAACAAGGGCAUAUCUCAAGGAGCUAGACGUCGUGACCAACGUGUGGAUCGGUCUGAAAAAGAAGGGAGCAAAUGAUGAGUUCUUAUGGACUGACUACAAGACUUUAUCUCAAGAUGGCGGCUACUGGCAGGAGCAGAUUCCUAAGUCCGAGGCAGCUCUGUGUGCAGCCAUUGAUCCCGCGGCAGAUUUUCGAUGGCACAGCCUCAACUGCGGUGGUCCAGAAACCGCCUCCUUCAUCUGUGAACUUCCUGUCCCUCCAUGGGCAAGGAAACCGAACGGCUGCAUGCUGACAGCAUUGCCUUCACUGACGGUAACUUACCUGCCAGAACAAGCUGCUAUCGAAUUAACAUCUGACUGUGGAUUAGACGGAACUCGAAGAAUAGCAUGCAAGGGACAGGCCGAUCACAAUGAGUUGAUGCAUCGGCUAUCGUGCGAAAACGGGAAUGAGUCAACCCACGAUGCAGAGGAAUACGAGACGUCCGUGUUAGCAAGCAGUACCACUUCGGGUACCCCUAAUUAUAACAAUGAAGGUGGAACUGAAUCCCACCAACCACCGACAAGGCAUCGCCGAGGCACUGAUGACGUCAGUACCCUGGCCACGGAGACCAACAGUAGCAGUGGUUACGACGUCACUGCAAGUACAACGGAGAUCGACACUCCUGAAGAAAUAAAUAUUACAACUCGAGAAUUUACAGCUCCUGUAGUGAUAUCAACAGGAGACGGCUUAACUUUGACAAGAAACCACGAGCAACAGUUGUAUACCACCACAGACCCCAGCACAAAACCAGAAACAAAGGGAGUGUCUACAGAAUACUUUGUAACAAUUUUGCCAUACAACACAUCUGUUACUGAUAAAGGCGUGAUGACUGUGGACAAACCACACCGAGAUCAGAGCAUCCAGAAGACAGAGAUUACUGAAGACAUCUCAAGUACAUUGACUAUCAUACCCCCUACAGGCUUGUCAACUGCUCCUGAAACAUCAGCAUCAGGUACACUAAAUGAAAUUAAGGAAAUUACAAUUUCAUUUUCAGAGGACAACACCACAAAUAACACGGAAGAAAUUAAAAUCAAAGAAGAAAUCCUCGCUGAAACCGUUUCAGAAACAACUGGUACCAACACUCUAAGCAAUUCAAGCAGCGAUAAUACCAAUACAUCAUACAUCAAACCAAAUGGGAAGGAAAUCCCAUUGGUAACAAACCAGAAGACCGGAAAUGAUCAUCAGAUGACACAAAACUUCAAACAGGAGGACCAUCGCCGCCCGUUCUUACCGGAAUUUUUACAGGGUCUCCCACGUAACGUAGACAACCAGACAGAUGAAACUGGUACUAGAUCAACUAGUGACUGGGCUUCACCUAGCAACCAACAAGUCGAAGAGGAGGAUUUUCAGGCCACUGAAACUGAACCAGAAAUCCCAGCUCGACCCAACAGAGGAAGGAGGCUUAUCAGACCUCAAGGUCACUCAUUCUAUCCUUACUUUCUUAAUCGGGUACUGGGCUGAGUCACCAGCUUCACUCUCAAGCACGAUGUCUUGUAAAUGCUUCAAUAGCGAAAGGUUUCUGGUCAGUUGUUUGUACUUUGCUAUCGCUGUCAUUAAUACGGUUUGUAGAGGACUACAUAGUAAGAAACAUGGAGAUGUCAGUACAUUGCCCAUGACUUUGGUAGUAACAAUAGUUUGUUAGUGGAAAUAUUUUCCGGACCCUUUCAACGGUAGUCACAAUCAGAAAUUAAAAAAUAAUGCCAGGUAUUACAACCACAAAAAACUAACAAAUCUGAAAUAACACCCGUUAAUAUAAAUGACUAUUGCUGAAUUUACGCUUCUCAGUAACCAACUUCACAGAAGUGGGUGAACAUAGUUUUCAAGCCCCAAUUAUAAUCGGUUUCAUAAAUACCGAUUCUAUAGGACGUAAACACAAACAGAAUGCCAACAACAUAACACAAUCUUUAAGGUAUAUCCAAGGUUUAAUGGUAUUUGGCUCCUGGAUCGGGAAUGAUUACGGAUUUAAUGUUAUGAUCAGCCAGAAAUCCUUGGAUCAAGCUUACAGACCAGCCUCACGGAGACGCAAAGAAUUUCGAAGUUCAGAUACGCCACAAAAUUCCGAUGAAAGAGCAUCUUACCUCUGCCACUGGUGCACUGCCUUACGUCACUAAUUUCUUUGCCGAUUGGCAAAUCCUCAACUAUUUCUCACGCAUUACAAGACUUUAACAACAGAAGUUCUGUGUAUUUUCCAUUAAAAACCGAGUAUAAAACCUCAAAACACAUAAUUAAAAAUGAUUCUAUGUUGACAUCUUUGUUACAGAAACAGGAUAAAUCUACGUAAUUAUCAAAUUAUCACAAAUCAAAGCACAUUCAGUUAAGCACACGAUAUCAAAAAGUUCCUGCAUAUUUAAGGAGAAUUUGUAUUGUGAUAGAGAUAGCAAAUGAUGAAAACAGAUGGCACGCACAUCGUUCAGCCUGCCUAAUUUCACGCGUCACUCACUCGAUUGCACCGUCCUGUCUCCCGUCCUUCAUCACUAAGCUACGCAAAUAAUAUGGACUGCACGUACAGCACGACACAUAACCUUCAAUUACUCUCAUCACUUUUCAAUGAGAGAUAUAUGUUUUCUCUUAUGGUCCCAGAAAUAUAAAUAUAUUUUCAAUAAAAAUUUCCACUACAGUAUUACAUU